CACCGGAGACAAAAGGCCAAUGGCGCGCCUCUCCGGGCUCCCCGCCCUGGCCCGCAUCCGCCUCCCGGCCGCCGCCUCCUAGCCCGUCACGUGGGAAGAGAGCCCCGCGGCUCCUCGCAGCAACCGGGGAAGGAGCAGAGCCGCGUGGGGUCGGAGAGCAGCGCCUGCGAUCGCCUCCUGCUCGUCGACCUUGUUCUCCUCGCUUCUCUUCCCUCUCCACGAGGCCGCCAUGAAGAAGCUGCUGGUGGCCGCGCUGCUGCCCGUCUGCUUUGCUGCUGCCCUGGCGGUGACAACUACAGGACUGAACGUGACGACCUCAGCUCCCCAUUCAAGUUCAAUAACAAGUGUUCUUAAAUCAAACAGUACCACCCCUGCCCACAAUGCGACAAAUGCAACGACCCCGACUGUUCCUGCCACCACAGUCGGCACCAGCAUAAUCACCAGUGCCCACCCUGAAAAUAAAACGAGUGCAAAGCCCACCACAAUGAAACCUGUGUCUCCUAACGUGACCACAGCGACUUCCAAGGCUACGUUGCCUUCUGCUUCUGUAACAGUCACUCCCAAAGGUGCAGCGGCUCAAGUCUCAUCCUCAGGGUUCAGCGCAGGCAGCUUCAUUGGUGGCAUCGUCUUGACGCUGGGACUUCUUGCGGUUGGCUACGUCGGAUGCAGGACGUACCACGCAAAACGGGGCGUCCAGUACCGGACCAUUGACGAACACGAUGCCAUAAUUUAAAGCCUUUGCUCAGAAGACAAAGAUGAAACCCCACGCUUGUUCCUGCUUUUAGAAGCAAUCUCUUCCCCCUACGGAAAACAAGCCUUAAUGGAAAACUGUCCAGAGCCUACACUGGGUGCUUAAUUGCUUUUUUUGGGGGGGUGUACCUUUCUGUAAAAUUAUGGGGGACCCAGAUUCCGCAAGGAUGCUGGAAAUUUCAAAGUGCCUUCACUGAAGAGUUCGGGGGACCGUCUACACAAUUGGUCCCUACUUGGUGACUGAAGACAGGAGCUUAGUUAAAACUUGUGACUUCUUAGCCAUUACACGCUGAAAAUCAGGAGAUGUGGGCUCCAUAACAGAACACAAUGCUGUGAACAUGCUUAUGUCUACCACUCUUAAAGUCAUAGUCCUUUUGUUCAGCAAAUAAACCAAGCUUCUGUUUUUCAAGAUGGCAGGUGAAUCCAAAAGCAGCCUUUUUCACAUUGCUCUUCUUCGAUUUGUGGAAUGAGGUGGUUUGGUUUGGGCAGGGAGAAAAAUAUUUUUGUUAAUGAUCUGACGUUGCAUGUGCCUUGGAAUUUUUGAGGAAAAUAUUUUCCUACUUUUAGCAUAUAUAAGGGUGCGUGAAAGGGCUUUUGCAUUCGGGCAGGAGAAUUGUUUGCUUUCUUUCGUUUACCGUGCGUGUGUUUUUUAAUAAUGAUGCAUCGCCUGUGUGCUAGUCCCCGCUGGGUUUGAGGUAUAUAAUUCCAGUUAAUUUUCAGCGCAACCUUGCACCACAAAAGCAAAGACGUCUUUGGGAAGGUACAUCAAAAUAAUUGCUCCGCUGGUUCCGUGUGUGGUGAAAUCUUAUCAGGUUCAGUACAGUGUGUCAUAUGAAUUGGCUGUGGGACAGUGGGAGUACAUGUUGCUAGCCUGCAUGAUAUAUACAGUUCCUUGACUAGUUCAUUGCUUGAAUUCAGGUUUGUGUCUGUUAAAUGUCGUUGAGAAGAAAGGCACAUUUGUAAGAAAGCUUCCACUGGGGAUUAUUUAAAGUUGAAUACAUUCUGGGGAUGUUUUUUAAAGGACGAAUCACUGUUUUGAGAGAGGCUUUGCGUGGCGUACACAAUAUAUAUUUCUUCUUCUGCUCUUGCCUCUGUUCUUUUUUUAAAAAAUUUCAUAGUGUAACAUUUACCAGAUGCAGAAGAGGGGAGUGCAGGCUUGUCCAUGAGCCGUAAUUCCUCUUUCAAGGAACUAGCUUUGCAUUGUCACGCUAAGCCACAGUUUGUUUUAAACCGUGGCUUCAUCGCAGACCCCAGCAGCUACCACAAAUAAGCCAUAGUAUGGCUUGUGUUGCACAAACAAGGACUGUGCUUCAUAGGAAGCUGCUUCAGACCUGUGGUGAAUUAAGCUCAGCGUUGUCCACAAUGACCGGCUCUCCAGAGUUUUGACGGGGGACAUUCCCAGCUCUUCCUGCAGAUGCCAGUCAUUGGACCUGGGACCUUCUAGUUUUGCGCAGGGACAGUAUCGUAGCCAAUGAGGUUAAUGCAAGGCACGAUUAUUGCUAAUUGAACCUGGGACUUUCUGUGUGCAAAGCAAGAUGCUGUGCAACUGAGCUGUGGCCCAUCCCUAAAACCACAAGCCGUGAAACGGAAGGGGGGAAAGCCAAUAUUUGUUCUGGGUUUAUUUCUAGCUUUUCACUCACGUUGUGUUUGGAACAAUCAGACCACGAUCUGGGUUUGCAUGGCACGUUGUGGCUUAGUUGUGCCACAUGAUACACCCUCAGGAACAAGCAGAAGUUGUUUGGGAAGCACAUUGCCGAUUAAGCCGUUAUUUGUAACAAACUAUGGCUCAGCAAGGCGUGCAAACCAAAGUAAAUUCAACUCUCUAAAAAGAGCUGUUCUCUUUCUCCAGCCUUGCUUGCUGCUGAGAAAAAUUAUGCACUGUUCACAGAGAGAAGGGAAGCUUAAACUCCUUUCAUUUGUUGUUGUUGGGGGGGGGGGACAUCUCCUCCUCCUAGUUAGGACACAAAACUUCCUCCCAAGCUCCUGAAUGUAGCCAGCAGACUUUCUCUUGCCCUCAUGACUUCGACAUCAGAUGCACAUAAGUCUUUUUCUACUUCCUUCCCUUUUUGCAUGGAUGUAACUACAGAUUGCAGUGGAGUCGAUACCUAAGUUGUUUUGAAAUCUCUUUUUUAAACGAACAAACACAAAGAGUAAUUAGCCAAUGCACUUGUUUGCUUGCUUGCUUGCUGUUAAUGUACCCACUGUUUUGCAUAUCGAAAGUUCCCUGAAGUUGGGGGGGGGCAUUGAUGCAUCCGUUUCAUCUCAGAAAAGAACAUUCUAGCUUUUCACCACAUCUUCAGUGGAAGAUUAUUGAAACUACUGCAAUGUUCCAAGAUAUGAGAAGCAAAAGAAAGCAUCACGGGGCUGGUCAAUAGCUAAAGGCUGUCAAGCAAUGCUAUACUGUACUUACCAUGGGCGAGUCUGUGAAUUUUUUAAACAAACACUUCCCAAGGGAAGCAGCGGGCUCUAUAUAUAGAAGCAUUGUGUAAUGGUGAUUGUUGUGAAUGCAUCCCGUCUCCAUGUACCCAUAGGAUGUUCCUAACAACCGCUGCUAAGGGAUGGAUAUUCAAGAUUGACAAAUAUCCUUCCAGUAAGCAUAUCUCAAUAUUACAGGUGGGAGUGUGUGGUGCUUUAGUAAUGGUUGGUGAAGUAUCAUGUCAGCACUCAAAACUCUUUGAGUUACUUAGAAAACCCUUUGCUCUAUUUAGCAGUUCAACAGACAUGGCUUCUUCCUGAAGAAUCUUGGCAACUAGGAAGUACAUCUCCCAUUCCCAAUCCCCAUAUUGCAAUUCCUAGAUUUUAGAAGUGGUGUGAAGCUGGUAUUCGUUUGUUAAAUAGUUCAGGCUUUUUUGUAAUCCUCUUCCCCCCUUCCCCUCAAAAAAGGUUUAAUACAGGCACCCCCAAACUUUGGCCCUCCAGAUGUUUUGGACUACAAUACCCAUCUUCCCUGACUACUGGUCCUGUUAGCUAGGGAUCAUGGGAGUUGUAGGCCAAAACAUCUGGAGGGCCGCAGUUUGGGGGUGCCUGAUUUAAUAUUUAAUAUGCAAGAGUGCUUACUGUUAAAAUGAUGGGACUCUGUCCAUUGAACAAGAAGAUUGGGGAUUGGGUUUCCAUCUAUUUUUAAAAAAAGAUGAAACAAUUCGAUAGAUGAAGCUCCAACCCCUUGUUUUUUUUUCCUGAUGUGACAUGGAUGCAAAUUGUUCUGAGUAAUUGUAAUGAACAUUCUUUUUUCUACCAAACAGUUGCCAGCUUUCUUCCAGAGGUUUUCAACAUUUUUUAGUCCACGGCUCCCUUGACCAACUACAUUCUUUCUGCAUCUCCCCUGGGGAGAAAUACUCUCCAAGCCUUAGAAGCCGUUAUGUCCCCCCUUGCCUGCAGAGCUGGCAGCCACUCACCCUUUUUCAAAUACCCUCCCUUGUGGAUUGUUCCUUCAGCCUCCUCUCCCCUCUCCUUGGGAGUCCUGUGAGCAGCCGCAGCUGCCGCCCCUGGUCUCUGAGCUGCUGCCCCCCACCCACCCCAAAGAGAGGUGCCUCCUCACACUGCCCCACAGGGGCCUGGGAAGCACACACACCAAGGCACAAUUUGCCUGGGGAGCUUGUAGCAAGGGCAGCUGCAACAAACAGCUGUGCAAGCACUUGGGAGGCAGAGACGCAACAUUGGGGGGGAAGGAAAGGGAGACAUACAGUUUGAAAACCACUGCUUUAGUCAAUUAAACUUAAGAGCCUUUAUUCAACAUUUUGCAACAGCUGGUAAGAAAUAUUCAGUUUCUGUAUUUGACGAAGUUGGUUGUCGUCACCUACCUGCAAUAUAUGUUUGAUUUAUCUCUUUUUUUCUGAUGAUUCCCUUCGCUCACAUAAAUAAAGGUUAAUGAAAACUUU
Messenger RNA from Zootoca vivipara (common lizard), 4628 nucleotides. RefSeq names its product transmembrane protein 123 (gene TMEM123). Lineage: Eukaryota; Metazoa; Chordata; Lepidosauria; Squamata; Lacertidae. Gene Ontology annotation, cellular component: cytoplasmic vesicle. The record is from RefSeq and is a predicted model, not a curated record.